Messenger RNA from Arvicanthis niloticus (Nile rat), 1247 nucleotides. It is a transcript of the gene Cysltr1, whose product is annotated as cysteinyl leukotriene receptor 1. Gene Ontology annotation, cellular component: plasma membrane. Gene Ontology annotation, molecular function: leukotriene receptor activity. NCBI's taxonomy places the organism in Eukaryota, Metazoa, Chordata, Mammalia, Rodentia, Muridae. Gene Ontology annotation, biological process: G protein-coupled receptor signaling pathway. The record is from RefSeq and is a predicted model, not a curated record.
GAGGUUGGAAUCAGCAGCUUGAGCAUACUCUGCCACUACAACGUAAGAACAGUGGCCACAGUAAGAAGGAAAGUUUGUGAAGGGUGCCGUGGUGCCAGAAAGAGGCACCAAGCAGACAUUCCAGGAGAACAUGGAUGGAGCUGAAAAUCUGACGGCAUCUGACAGUAAUAAUACAUGUCAUGACACAAUUGAUGAAUUCCGAAAUCAAGUGUACUCGACUAUGUACUCUAUGAUCUCUGUUGUGGGUUUCUUUGGCAAUAGUUUUGUGCUCUAUGUCCUCAUAAAAACAUACCAUGAGAAAUCGGCCUUCCAAGUAUACAUGAUUAAUCUAGCCAUAGCAGAUCUACUCUGUGUAUGUACAUUGCCUCUCCGUGUGGUCUACUAUGUUCACAAAGGCAAAUGGCUCUUUGGUGACUUUUUGUGCCGCCUCACCACCUAUGCCUUGUAUGUUAAUCUCUAUUGUAGCAUCUUCUUUAUGACAGCUAUGAGCUUUUUCCGGUGUGUUGCAAUUGUUUUUCCAGUCCAGAACAUUAAUCUGGUUACACAGAAAAAAGCCAGGUUUGUGUGUAUUGGAAUUUGGAUUUUUGUGAUUUUGACAAGUUCUCCAUUUUUAAUGUACAAAUCUUACCGAGAUGAGAAAAACAAUACUAAAUGCUUUGAGCCUCCACAGGACAAUCAAGCUAAAAAAUACGUUUUGGUCUUGCAUUAUAUAUCAUUAUUCUUUGGUUUCAUCAUCCCUUUUGUCACCAUAAUUGUCUGCUACACAAUGAUCAUUCUAACCUUACUAAAAAAUACAAUGAAGAAAAACCUGCCAAGUCGUAGGAAGGCUAUAGGAAUGAUCAUAGUUGUGACAGCUGCCUUUUUAGUCAGCUUCAUGCCAUAUCAUAUUCAACGAACUAUCCACCUUCAUUUUUUACACAGUGAAUCUAAACCCUGUGACUCUGUCCUUAGGAUGCAGAAGUCAGUGGUCAUAACCUUAUCUCUAGCUGCAUCAAAUUGUUGCUUUGAUCCUCUGCUAUAUUUCUUUUCAGGUGGAAACUUUAGAAGAAGGCUGUCUACGUUUAGAAAGCAUUCUUUAUCCAGUAUGACUUACAUACCCAAGAAGAAAGCUUCCUUGCCAGAAAAAGGAGAAGAAAUAUGUAAAGAAUAAUUCAAACCCAUCUCCAGUGCAGAACAAUGGAAAAGAAAUUCCCUAACAAGUAUUUUUCAAACUCACAAUUUUAAAAUAGUUUCCCAUUAAUAGUUUA